This is a messenger RNA of Trypanosoma rangeli, 1350 nucleotides long. RefSeq lists its product as uncharacterized. The coding region runs from base 1 to 1350 and encodes 449 amino acids. The record is from RefSeq and is a predicted model, not a curated record. Lineage: Eukaryota; Euglenozoa; Kinetoplastea; Trypanosomatida; Trypanosomatidae. The transcript has a single exon. Gene Ontology annotation, molecular function: nucleic acid binding.
AUGUUCUUCCAUCCCAGUGCGUGGACGCCAACGUGCGACUUCGGCGGCUCCCAGUUCAUCGCGCUCGGCCUGCCGUACAAGCAGCCCAUGGGGUACCCGCCGCCGUCCGCGGAGAUGCAGGUGGUGACGGCGCCGUACCCUGUCAACCCCCCAACCCCGCCAUCCUUCACGCGCAGCUGCAGUACGGCCAGCCAUCCCUGCAGUCUCUCCGCCUCACACGCCAACGCUACUGCCAGAAACAAGGGCAGCUGUAGAGGCUCCCGACGAAAGAGCAGCAGCAGUAACCAGGGGAGCUGUGAGGCCUCGCCCGGUCAGGCAUCGGGCAGCGGAUGGGGGCUCAGCAUGCAGUCAUCCAUGAGCUCCCCCGCCUCCUCGAUGGGGACUCCGCCCGUUUACUUUGUUCUGCAGACCACCACGUCGCAGAAUCCGCAGCUGGCGGCACCGCCUGCCAAUAUUAUGGCUCUGCCACCACAAGCACAUUCUCCCCCAUCACGCGUGCUGCCGCAGGAGAAUGGCGCCAGUUAUAAACUUGGCGAGUGGUACGAAGGAGUGGUGAAGCGCUACAAUCCGAUGCGCAGCUUUGGGUUUCUCACAGCCACGCACCACCUCAAGAUCAUCUCACCCCUGAUGCCACCUCUGCCUCCGCCGCAGGAACAGCAGACAUCCACGAUGACAAAAGCAGACCCACCGUCAUCGCCAACGACGGCAGCAGCAGGUCUCACGCAGCCGAUGGAGUUGUACGCGAGGAAUGCCACACACGAGGAGCUGCAGGCCCAUGUGGUGCGUACGCCAGUGGUGAUUGGGGACAUUUUUGUGCACCAGUCCUACAUUCAAAUGCAAGGCUUCCGUGCACUUUCCAUUGGGGACAAGGUUGUCUUCCGUGUUGGUGUUCUUCCGGGAAAGACGGCCCAUCAAGCCGUCUCCGUGCAUCUGACGAUCGACUCUGAGAAGAGGGAGACUGUGACGGAUCCGGCUCUUCAAUCUGUUGCUGAGUCACUGGUGGCCACGGAGGAAAAGUCUACUGUUCAACAGCCGGCUGAGGCUUCAGCCCACACUUGUAAGUCUCUGGAGCGGCUGCUGCAACACGUGGCGAUGAAGCAAGAGGGUUGCGAGGGGGAGCCGAGAGACGACUUGGCCAGACCCUUUUUUGCUCUGGAGCCGGAGGUCGCCAGGGAGGAGUGCGUGGAAGGGUGUAGCCUGCCCACACCCAUGUUCGUCCGCAACUUUGCCCCCAUUGGGUGUAACGCCGCUAUGGAUGAGCAGGAGCCCGUGCCUUGCACCAGUGAGCCGAUCGUAUUACCAGGGAAUGAUGAGGUGUGGGAUUUUCUUGCCAACUUUGGUGGCAACUAG